This is a messenger RNA of Serpula lacrymans var. lacrymans S7.9, 2553 nucleotides long. RefSeq lists its product as uncharacterized. Bases 70 to 2412 code for a protein of 780 amino acids. The record is from RefSeq and is a predicted model, not a curated record. Gene Ontology annotation, molecular function: RNA binding. NCBI's taxonomy places the organism in Eukaryota, Fungi, Basidiomycota, Agaricomycetes, Boletales, Serpulaceae. The transcript has 6 exons.
GAUACAGGUUUGUGUCCGCCUCUGUUCUCCCUCUUUUCACAGAGCUCUAAUCUCCAUGUAGCAGGAAAAAUGUCGCGUUUGAUUGUCAAGAACAUUCCACCAUAUGUGACACCUGCUAGACUCCGCCAACAUUUUGAGCAGAAGGGUGCUCCAGGUGGGACGAUCACUGAUAUCAAAGUGUCCUUCAAGCCGGAUGGCACCUCUAGACGUUUUGGCUUCGUUGGCUUCAAGACCGAUAAGGAAGCGAGUACAGCAAAAGACUGGUUCGACAGAACGUUUAUUGAUUCGACCCGUAUCAACGUAGUCGUUGUAGAGGCAUCUAAGGAUGCGCCUACACCGCGACCAAACAAGAGACGGCGAAUGGAUUCAUCAAAAGACGAUCAUCCUGAUAUCCGAGAGUCGAAACCUAUUCAAUCGAAAAACGAGACGGCUGCAUCUAACCCAGUCAAGGAAAAGAGUGAUCCAAAUCUUGAUGAGUUCAUGAAAGUGAUGCAGCCGCGUACCAAAAAGGGUCCAUCAUGGGCAAACGAAGCAUCUCAACAUAAUCAAGCAUUGCUUCCUCCUGUGGUGGACGUCACGCCGGUACCUGUGGAAGAAAAUAAUCAAGAAGGUGAUGAAGGCAAGAACGAUGAAGGCAUCUCAGAUCUCGAUUGGAUGAAGCGACGUAUGACUCAGAAAAUGGAUAACAUCAAUCUCCAGGAGCGUGUAUUCCAACAGUCGGACGACGAAGAUGAAGAUCGUGACAUGAAUGCAGAGAAUCAAACUGCGAUUCCAGAAGAGGAGAAAGAUCCAACAAAAGAAACGAUUUUACAAACUUCGCGACUGUUCUUGCGGAAUCUAGCGUUUUCAUGUACCGACUCUGAGCUGAUGGAGCUCUUCCAACCGUUUGGCGAAAUAUCUCAGGUUCAUAUACCUCUUGAUCCUCGAACAAAGCAACCCAAAGGUCUGGCUUAUGUGACUUUCAGUGAAUCUUCAGCAGCCUUGGCAGCAUACGAAGCUCUUGACAAGAAAUCCUUCCAAGGUCGUCUACUACAUAUACUUCCUGCUGUGACCCGCAAAGGCAAAAUACAAGAUGAAGAUCAGGAGGGGAAGAAAAAAUCGCUGAAAGGCGAGAAGGAUGCGAAGCGGAAGGCUAGUGCAGGACGUGAAUUUAAUUGGAGCAUGUUGUAUAUGAAUAGUGACGCGGUGGUCUCGUCUGUAGCCGACCGCAUGAACAUUGCAAAAUCGGAUAUUCUUAAUCCUGAAUCCGAUAACGCUGCUGUCAAGCUUGCGCUUGCUGAAACGCAUAUUAUUCAAGAGACAAAAACAUAUUUUGAAUCACAAGGAGUGGUGCUAUCAUCGUUCUCGUCGAAAGCACGGUCGGAUACUACGAUUCUAGUUAAAAACAUACCCUAUGGUACGACGGCGGAGCAGAUACGAGAGAUGUUCGAACCACAUGGACAACUUAGUCGAGUGCUCUUACCUCCUGCGGGUACAAUGGCUGUGGUCGAGUUUGCUCACCCUGAUGAAGCUAGUAAAGCAUUUCGUGCUGUGGCUUACAGACGAUUAGGCAACUCGGUCGUAUAUCUGGAGAAAGGCCCGCUGGGUAUGUUCCAGGACACUGGUGAUACUAACGAACCCACCGGUCAACCCAAAAUCUCAACGUCUUUCAAGCCAGUGACCAUAUCAGAGCAAGAAGCGGACGGUCCUGACGGUGAUGAUGAACCUUCCCUAUCUGCUGGCUCGACGUUAUUUGUCAAGAAUAUCUCUUUCAGCACUACCUCCGACCGAUUUACUCAGGUAUUCCGCAAUCUACCAUCUUUUGCUUUUGCGCGUGUACAAACGAAACCCGAUCCCAAACGGCCUGCUGUCCCUGGUGUCGAAGCUCCACGCCUAAGCAUGGGAUAUGGUUUCGUUGGCUUCAAAACUGCAGAUGCUGCUCAGAAAGCAUUGAAGAGUAUGCAGGGCUUUGUGCUUGAUGGACAUGCCCUACAUGUCAAAUUUGCUGGACGUGGUGCAGAAGAGGAUGAGGGUAAAGACAAAGGGAAGACUAAGAGCAACACGACGAAGAUGAUCGUCAAGAACAUGCCAUUCGAGGCGACCAAGAAAGAUAUAAGAGAAUUAUUUGGGGCUCAUGGACAACUCAAAUCUGUACGUCUUCCGAAGAAAUUCGACUCUCGUUCUCGCGGGUUCGCUUUCCUGGAAUUCGUUACACGACACGAAGCAGAGAAUGCCUACGCUAUGCUUCGCCACACCCAUUUGUUAGGGCGACACUUGGUUCUCCAGUGGGCUGAGGAAGGAGAGCAGGAUCUAGAUGUCCUACGUAAGAAGGUUGGCGUUGGGUAUGGUGACGGGUCUGAACUUCCUGGACGCAAGCGGAAAUUGGUAUUUGAUGAAGAUGGGGAUGGGGAUGGCGGAGGGGGAGAUGAAUAGCGCAAGGCUUGCACUGCAACUAUCUGCUACUGAGGUCGGAAGCCAGGCGCUUCAAGUCUAUUCUUGUUUGUACUAGCUGCCCCCAGACCGGCGUAGCACUGUUAGUUACGUCACAAUACUUAGACUCUCGUGUCUUCUCAA